UGAUUGUGUCAUUUCCUCCAAGAAUCCUACUUCCCUGUUUUUGUAUCAGCUAGGAAAAAAUGUCGGCGGCAUGCUUGUAGGUAUACUGUACAUCAUGUUGAGAGUUUAGGUGCUUUCUGAGCGAUCGUCAUGGCGGAGAACGACAGAGAAAUAACUGACUGCCUUGCAGAAGAAGAAAAUGCAAGUCGGGUUUAUGCAAGUACUCAUUCCCAUUUGGAGUCUCUCACUCCUUCGGACCGGGACGGAAACAGCACGCAGUCAUCCCACCGUCUUCUUGCUUAUAGUGAUGCGCUUCUUUCUAUUAUAGCAACGGUUAUGAUAUUACCUGUUGCACAUACUAAAGUUCAAGAUGAUGAGGAAUUGAAUGAGAGUUUGCAGCAACUUCUUACUACAAAGAUUGCUGUUUACCUGAUGACAUUUUUGAUCGUCACAGUUGCAUGGACAGCGCAUAUCAGAUUGUUUCAGGUAAUUGAACAAAUUGACGACUGCCUGGCGCUGUUGAAUCUAGCAUGCAUGAUGCUGAUAACCUUUCUUCCAUACACAUUUUCCUUGAUGGCGACCUUCCCAGAGAAGACCUUGGGAAUCCUGCUCUUCUGCACCUGUGUCAUCGUCAUCGGCAUGAUCCAGGCUAUGAUCGUGGUGUAUGGAUUCAGCCGUCCCUUCCUCCUGAACGAGCAGAUCCAGUUAUCUGACAAUCGGCCAUUUUAUAAGUGGCACAUCCUCAGGGUCAUCUCGAAAGUGCCCGCCCUGUGCUUGUUCGCCAUUGUCUUUUCCUUCAUCUUCACUCCUGUGUCAUAUAUCUUGUUGGCCAUUGUCAUAUUCCUUCCCUACAUCUCUCAAACUGCGAGAUGGUGUUAUGGCAAAGCCACCGGUCGGCUGGAGCAGCCGGUAGACUCUGUGCUGUUCUACAGCUACCACCCCAACGAGCCGCUCAGUAAAGAUCGAGUAGAGGCUUUCAGUGACGGGGUCUAUGCCAUCGUGGCCACUCUCCUCAUUCUAGACAUAUGUGAGGACAACGUCCCGGACCCUAAGGAGGUGCAGGACAGGUUCGGGGGGAACCUGGUGGAGGCGCUGAAGGGCUUCGGCCCGGAGUUCCUGGCCUACUUCGGCUCCUUCGCCACGGUGGGGCUGCUGUGGUUCGUGCACCACUCCCUCUUCCUCCACGUCACCCGGGCCACCAGGCUCAUGGGGCUGCUGAACACCUUCUCCCUGGCCUUCGUGGGCGGGCUGCCCCUAGCCUACCAGCUGACCCACAGGUUCGCCCGGAGCUCACGCAACGAGCUGGAGGCGGUGCAGAUCAGCUGCGUCAUCAUCUUCCUGGCCGGGCUGUUCCAGCUGGCCAUCUGGGUGGCGGCCCUGUUCUCCCAGAGCUCCACGCUGCACCCCUACGCGCGCUACGGCGGGCGGGAGCACGCCUUCAUGUUCGCCAAGCUGGCGCUGUACCCCUGCGUGACGCUGGGCACGUACACGCUCACCUGCAUCCACAGCCGCUUCAGCGCGUCCAUCUUCCACCUGAUGGAGGUGUCCGUGCCCCUCGCCUUCCUGCUGCUGCGGCUGGCCGUCCGGACCGCGCGCGGCCUGCUGGGGCUCCUCCUCUCCGCCGUGAGGGGCGCCAGGCGGGGAGGCGUCCCGGAGAACCAGAUCUCCCGCCGGCCGCUCGGGGAGGAGGAGACCUAGCUUGGGUUGGGCGGCGCGGUGCCGCAGUGGAUAGCGCAGUGAGAAUGUCCUGGGUUGCUAUGUGUGGAGUUUGCAUGUCCUCCCUGUGCCAGAAUGGGUGUCCUCCGGGUACUCUGGUUUCCUCCCGCAGUCCAAACACACGCAGGUUAGGCUACUUGGAGGCUCAUUAACAUUGCUGCAAAAGAAUAUCCACGCUCACUCAACUUACACAGUAUAAGAUAUACAGUUUCUAUGUGUUAGCUUGUCAGUCAAAACUUGUGUGGUCCAAUCAGAAAGCUUAGCGCUCCAUGGCUAGUCAUUUUGGGCACAUAGUGGCUCGACCCAUUUUAGGGUCCUUAAAAUCUCACUCUCAUGUGACUUGCUGAGUACUAAAUACUAAAUACUAAAUACUAAAAUGCUAGUGCUUUGAGUGGCUUGCCUUUUAAUGCCUUCUGCGUUCUGAUUGAUAAAAAAUUUUAAAAAAUGAUGGUGUUCACCUGGAUGGAAUUACUUGUAAUUAUUUAAUUUAUUUUUUUUAUGUUUAAUUUUAAUAUUUUUGGGUGUGAGCUGAAUAUGUGGAGAGGAGUAUACCUACUGGGUUAGUAAGGUAUAAGUGCAUUUAUAUCGGAGUACUUGAAUGAAAAGCUCCAUUCCCAAAUGAAAAUGCCACUUCUAUCGUUAGUUGCAGAUGGGUAUGGUAUAUAUUUUUUAAUUACUCAUUGUAAGUGCCUGUAUAUGUGCCUGUAUAUUUUCUGUAGUGACCAAUAUGAGCUUAUUUACAAGUCUGGUGUGGGAACACUCCAGUAAGAAUGUGUAAACUCACCGGAAUGUAUUUCUUAUUGUGAGCCAAGCAGGGAACUGACAAAUGAUUGCACUUCUUUUGUAAGAAAUGGUGGAGGGUAUUUUGCACUUUACAAGUUUAACAGUAAAAGUACAGUUUGAAUGCCAUAAUGUUUUGAUAACAUUUCAAAGCUGGUGCCAAUAGCAGUAAGUGUGUCCACAAGUGUAGAUUAUCAUCACCAGAUGCCUUCAGUAGAAUACACAUCUGUCCACAAUGGGGCGCUAUCACUCACAGCCCACAGACUGCAAUGGCAGUUGGGUAACAGAAUCAUUUGAUGCAAUAUUUUAUUUCUUUAAAUGUCCAUGUUUUCAUGUAACUAAAUUUACUGCCAUUUGACAUGUUAUUUGAGGAGUUGGGAAUAUUUUUCAGACCAUUAUUUUUUAUUUUAUUAAGGUUUUUUUGGAAUACAUAUGUUUUUUACACUGGAAUUUACAUACGCUUCACUCCGUGGGGAAAGAACUGUGUCGUAUUUACAUAAUAAACGCCCCGAAGCUGCUUGAGCUGGUGCCUAAACCACAGAAGAAGAAUGUGUGUUAUGUAUUUCUAACUUGUUUGCCGAGUGUAUUCUUCAUGCCAGAUGCCACAGAAUAAAUAUUACACUGGUGAAAUGCGA
Conger conger (European conger) is the source of this 3110-nucleotide messenger RNA. RefSeq names its product transmembrane protein 175 (gene tmem175). The record is from RefSeq and is a predicted model, not a curated record. NCBI's taxonomy places the organism in Eukaryota, Metazoa, Chordata, Actinopteri, Anguilliformes, Congridae. The coding region runs from base 130 to 1677 and encodes 515 amino acids. Gene Ontology annotation, molecular function: proton channel activity; potassium ion leak channel activity. Gene Ontology annotation, cellular component: lysosome; endosome. The transcript has 10 exons.